This is a messenger RNA of Guyanagaster necrorhizus, 1292 nucleotides long. RefSeq lists its product as uncharacterized. NCBI's taxonomy places the organism in Eukaryota, Fungi, Basidiomycota, Agaricomycetes, Agaricales, Physalacriaceae. The coding region runs from base 228 to 935 and encodes 235 amino acids. The transcript has 2 exons. The record is from RefSeq and is a predicted model, not a curated record.
CGACCCUUGUCGUUUUGCCCCCGCUCUCGAGUUUCUCCAGGCUUCGUCUUCCAUUGGGGCGGCUCUGAUAUAUCUGUUUGCACCUACGAAGAGGUCAUGGGUAAUCGAAGAAUGGUUGCUACAUGAUACAAAGGCAAACAUGGCACUUCACUCCUUCGGUUCUUCCCUUUCCCUUGGACUGCUAGCACGGCUGUAUUGCCCUCCUCCUCGCUUGGCAGGCCCUUUCAAUGGAUUUGCGCAAGAAAGCUCUCGAAGGACGUCCGAAGGCACCUCUGAAGCUCUGCCUAGAUACACAAGCAGUUAACGAUCCGACCACGUUUCCCAUCAUAUCCAAAGCAAUUCGCAACAUCCUUUGCGACGGGCCCAUACCACACAAUUUUAUCGAUCCAGGUUCCGGUGAAUGGCAAGGUCCAGAUACCUUACAUGCUUACAUGCUCAGAAUCAAGAGUGCACUUGGUUAUCUAGGCUUCAACACGCCUUGUAAUAUCGAGCUCACGUCGAGGCUAUGGCCAGACCUUUCACGUUGGAUCUUAGGCUUUCUGACCGUCUACAUACAUGAUCGACGACCCCGCUUCCUCGUUGACGUCGUUAUUUCAAAACGAUUCAUGGUUUUCUACGACAAACCCCACAUUCGUCGCGUUGCAUGCACUUGUAGAUCACUCUCAGUUGUUUCCCCUAAUGGAGGACACGCUGGGAUUCGUGCAGUGCAUGACGAAUACGGACGAAUGCUGUGGCUGGCCACAUGUAUUCUGUGCUGCAACCGUCAGCGGUAUGGUUCCUGCAACGGUUUGACGAUGCAUUUCUUCCGGGCCAGCCUGACACAAGUGCGGUGGCUAGUGCCAUGUACGAGAUGCCAGUUGAUAGAGCUCUCAUCGAUCAACCCUCUUUGGUCUUUGUCACCUUCAUCCACGAAGCAUCUCUCCAGCUUGACGUGAUUGGGGGUUAUGUAGGCUAUUCAUCAUCCGCGGCCUUUCGUUCGCCAAAAGUCCGUUAACAAUACCCCAUCAUUCUGCUACCUCAUUUCUCCCAUAGCUGCGAAAUCUCUUUGUAAUCAGCGAUAAAUGCAUGAUCCGCAGCAAACAGAGAGAGUUCUACAUCUUUCCUUCAUCUGUCCUCUUGACUCAUGCUCAAAGGAUGAACCAGGAUGGGUGUUGCAAGCCUUGGAACGACAUAUGUUUAAGUUGAUUCUCAAGACCAUUCACUUCACUUCGAGUCUACAGAAUCGUUAACUUGAAUAGCGAGGAAGAAAUCAACUUCCGAGGAGAUUAGAGGUGCGCGCGCCGCGUGUCACU